This is a messenger RNA of Branchiostoma belcheri (Belcher's lancelet), 2280 nucleotides long. RefSeq names its product tetratricopeptide repeat protein 39C-like. The record is from RefSeq and is a predicted model, not a curated record. Gene Ontology annotation, biological process: cilium assembly. Gene Ontology annotation, molecular function: protein binding. Lineage: Eukaryota; Metazoa; Chordata; Leptocardii; Amphioxiformes; Branchiostomatidae. The coding region runs from base 161 to 2116 and encodes 651 amino acids. The transcript has 14 exons.
CGAGGUUUGGGGUUACUGGCGGUCACAAAAUGGCGGAACCGGUAAAUCUCGGCUAAGAUUUUGCUGACACACUUUCAGAUUUCUCGCCUUUCCUGCCCUCCUGGUCAACCUAACCGCCUUCCCUACAUCCCUGAAGAUUUCUCACAACUUCCGAGACAACAUGGCGGAAGGUUUCACGAAGAACGGCAUGGAACCGAUCGAAUUCGACGACGUUCGGCUCGCUCUGGCCGGGAUCAACUUGAUGUUAAACAACGGUUUUCAGGAAUCAGACAUGCUCUUCAACAAAUACAGGCAGUACAGUCCACUGAUGAGUGCAGGGGCCAGUUUUGUAAGCACCAUGCAUGCUGUGAUGACAUUUGAAGAAGAGAAGAUUGCAGCUGCCAUGCAGAUGUUGAAGUCGACCGAGCACCUCUGCACUACAGACGAGGGCUUCUUAGAGUCCAUCAAGAACAAGUUAGGCAACAAGCCCGCGCCCAAGGAGACCGUACAACUCACGGUAGCCGAGCGCCUGGAACGACAAAUCAUCGUCGGCGACUGCCAGCUCUACAUCGCGAUGCUAACGUUCAUCAAACAGGAGCUCUCGGCGUACGUGAAAGGCGGGUGGGUGCUGAGGAAAGCAUGGAAAAUCUACAACCGCGUUUACCGCGAGGUGACGGACUUGAUCGCGUACUGCGAGUGGAGGACGGGACAGAAGGUGGACGGGUCGCAGUCCAGCCUGGACAGCCUGACGGACGGGGAACAGGACUCCGCACCGCGCCACAUCCCCAGCAAAUCACAGUCCAGCUACGAGAUUUCCCGCGAGGCGGCGAAAAGCUCGGUGACGACCAGCGCGUCCUGCGAGAACAUUCCCAGCAAGAACAAAGCAGCCUGGGCCGGCGUCUCCAAAAGUAAAUCUGUUGCCAUGGCGAUGGCCACAAGCACGGAGGACUUACCGUCCAUGGAAACGCUCGGGAGGCUGCUGGGCGCGGUGAGUUUCGGUUACGGACUGUUCCAGCUGACGAUAUCCAUGAUUCCGCCGUCGCUGCUGAAGAUCGUGAACAUGCUGGGUUUCCGUGUGGAGCGCGACAUCGGACUGAAGUGUCUGAAGACAGCCAGCAAAAGUCAGGACAUGAAAGCACCACUGGCUACGUUGUCAUUGCUCUGGUACCAUCUGGUUGCUACACCCUUUUUUGCCCUGGGAAGUGGCAGUGCAGAGCAAGGUCUCUGUGAAGCAGAGAAGAUCCUUCGUGAGAAUGAAGCCACCUACCCAACAUCUGCCCUGUUUCUGUUCUUCAAGGGGAGACUUCUCAGGCUUAGGUGUCAGAAUGAAGAGUCCCUGGCUGUGUAUAACCAGGCCCUGGAGGCCUGUAAGGACCAAAGAGAGAUCCAACUGCUCUGUGUUUAUGAGAUCAGUUGGUCCCAACUUCUGAAGCUGAACUUUGCAGAAGCACUCAGUGGAUUUCAGAGGUUAAAGGAGGAGUCCAGAUGGUCUCAGUGCUACUAUGCUUACCUCUCAGCAAUCUGCUAUGGUGCCCAGGGAAAGAUCACUGAGUCCAGAGACAUGUUCAAACAAGUGCCCAAGUUUGCUCAGAAGAAGAGAAACCCUUUGGAACUCUACACUGUCAGAAAGGCCCAGCAGUUUCUGAAGGCUGGUAAGAAGAACCAGACCAGGGAGUAUGUGAUGUUGCUGGCCCUGGAGGUCCUGUAUCUGUGGAGAGCCCUCCCCACCUGUGACACAGACGACCUUCAGAAAAUGCUUCAAGAAUGUGGUAAGGUGACAGAUCAGAGUCUGAUCUCCAUGGGAUUCCUGAUCGAGGGAUCCAUCCACAGUAUACUUGGGAACAGAGAUGAGGCCAUGACUUGUUUUGAAGCUGCCCUUGCCAAGUCUUCCAGUCCACAUCAGGAACAACAUGUGGCACCUUUUGCCUGUUAUGAGUUAGGAGUGCUGUAUCUGGAGAAGGCAGAGACUCAUGACCAAGGAAAGGCCUUGCUAAUUAAAGCAAAGGAUGGUUACAAGGACUAUGAUUUUGAGAACCGCCUGCGAAUCCGUGUCCACGCGGUCCUGCGUCACAUGAAGGACGUUCCCGUGGAACAACCAGAACCAGAGGAGUACAAGGAGGUGGAGGAUGAGGACUGAAACUACAGAGCACAGUACCAACUUGUUUUCUUGCCAGUUCUGUUCGGUUCAGUUUGUUCUUCCUACUAGUAAUGGACCUAUACCAUUAUUACGUCACAGUUUGUUUACCUGUUGUAAAGAACAUUCUAGAACGGUCAGUUAAAGAAUAAAGAUCAUUUCAAAGU